Candidula unifasciata is the source of this 1587-nucleotide messenger RNA. NCBI's taxonomy places the organism in Eukaryota, Metazoa, Mollusca, Gastropoda, Stylommatophora, Geomitridae. The record is from the annotation of a GenBank genome assembly.
AUGGCCAACCUUGCGGUGUCCAAGAAGGUCAGUUUCGUCGGGUCCUGGCUUGAGGAUGUGCUCUCUAACGAGCUUUUCGGUCGUAUUGCAAAUCAGGCCAAAACUAAAAAGGGGAAAAAGAUGAAAGUGAAGGUUAACGAACUAGGAAUGAGGUUAGCGGAGACCACAUUUCUGGCUACUGGGACGAGAUUUUUUCCAAUAAAAAGCCUGCAAAUGAUGAAACAGAAUGAAGAGUUCCCUGCCUGUGUUAUGUGUGUACUCUCUGACCCAAAUAAAAAGUACAAAGUUAUCGCGCUCCGCUGCGAAACCGAAGCAGACGCGGUUCAAUUGACUAAUUUUUUUGCUGAUAUUCGGAGUAAAACAGAUAGCGGAAACUGGACGCUGAGUGGGAGAACUGAUUAUAACGCCAACAGGCAUUUGCUUGAAGUUUUCAAUGAGCAUAAACAGCCAAAUGGAGAUAUAACUACCAAGACAGAUGAAGACAUACGUCAUAUAACUAGCAAGACAGGUGAAGACGUACACCAUAUAACUAGCAAGACAGAUGAAGACGUGCACCAUAUACCAAUACUUGAUGCCAAAGAGAAUCAUAAAAACAGCAACAACCACCAUAAAGAUGUCUACAUUACAAAUGAUAGGUCUGAUAUCAUUCGACACAAUGAUCAUAAUGAUGAUGAUGAUUUUGUGAUUGAAACUGAAGUCGAGACACAUCCUUAUGUGGCUGCUGAAAUCCAUGCAGGCCACGAUGGUGGUGAAGUCAGGGCGCAAACCAGAAGAUUUGAACAUGUUUCCUUGGAGGAUAGAGUAGAUGCUGACCACCUGCCCACACAUACCAAGCAUAUGAAACACAUGGAAACGGUUGUGCAUCCUACGAAACCAGUUGUGUACAGACCCACUCCUUCGGGUGUGGUUUCCUCACAGCCUAAGGUGUACCAUGGUUCAUCGAGAAUCGCCGUGCCAGCAGAGUCUGUAGUGUAUGGGGCUUCAACAUCACACAGUAUUCCUUCAGAGCGAAUGGUAUAUGGGACUUCAACAUCACGAGGUACGUCCCCAGAGCGUAUAGUGUAUGGUUCUACAACAUCACAUAGUAUUCCCUCAGAGCCCGUAAUAUACAGCGCACAGCGCUCAACACCCUCACAACCUGUCAUAUACAGAGCCACAUCAUCACGUGCAGCGCUCCCACAACCUGUCAUCUACGGCACCUCCACAAGAUCGUACGAACCUACAUUCUCUGCAACUUCGGCCGGUUACUACACAAACCCUUGGGCCCAGCGCCGGGUUUCCCGAGACUCUUCUGUCAUUCACAUGAGGCCUGGCGGCAACCAGACGCUGGUCAAAUUUGACCAGCAAUCCGUCAUGUCGAAUACCAGCCGAUUCUCCCGCUCGUCUAGAUUGGGACGUUCAGAACUUUCCAUCCCAACCACGAUUCAGAGAUCAAUUGAAAAUGUUUACCCACAGCCGGUUGUGGUUCUGCGCCGGGCUCAUGGAUAUGUUCCCGGCUACAGAGUCCGCCCAGCCAGCUACCACGCGAGAACUAGCGAUCUGAAAGUUUAUUAUGAAGAUGACCGCGACCGUGGUAUGCUUCUCUAA